Messenger RNA from Anolis sagrei ordinatus, 5507 nucleotides. It is a transcript of the gene SAP30L, whose product is annotated as SAP30 like. Gene Ontology annotation, cellular component: histone deacetylase complex. The record is from RefSeq and is a predicted model, not a curated record. Gene Ontology annotation, biological process: regulation of DNA-templated transcription. Lineage: Eukaryota; Metazoa; Chordata; Lepidosauria; Squamata; Anolidae. Gene Ontology annotation, molecular function: transcription coregulator activity; protein binding.
GGGGGGGGGGGGUUCCUCCUGAGGAUGAAAGUUUGGCUUCGGAGAUGUAGGCCACCCCCGCGCCCCCUCGGAAUGGUUCGCCCCACCUCGCCCUAAGGCCGAUUGGAGGCGGGAGGGGGGCCGCUUGCGGGAAGAGCCGUCGAACGUCCGCUUGGAGUUGGUUCUCAAGGCAUUCUGUCCGUCCUGGGGAGCGGGGAGGGGGGAGUCCGGUUGGCGGAAGAGCCCUUAAAGGGAAACACUCCUCCAAGUUGGUGUGGGGCGUACAGGUGCGGCCGGAUCUCAUUACUCGUGGUCCCCAUUUUCGGCCGAAGGGGCUCGGCGGCCUCUUUGGCCCUCUUUCGGCUGGGCUGGAGGGAGCGGGGCUGCGAUGAAUGGUUUCAGCACGGAGGAAGACAGCCGGGAUGGGCCCCCCAGCGGCCCCUUCUACGGUCAGAGCUGCUGCCUCUUCGACGACGGGGACCGGUGCCUCCGCCCCGCCGGCAACGCCUCCUUCAGCAAGAGGAUCCAGAAGAGCAUCUCCCAGAAGAAGCUCAAGCUCGACAUCGACAAAAGUGUAAGACACUUGUAUAUAUGUGAUUUCCACAAGAACUUUAUUCAGAGUGUUCGAAACAAAAGGAAAAGGAAGACAAGUGAUGAUGGAGGAGACUCUCCAGAGCAUGACAUAGAUGUCCCAGAGGUUGACUUGUUUCAACUUCAGGUAAAUACUCUCCGGCGUUACAAAAGGCAUUACAAGUUGCAGACAAGGCCUGGCCUCAAUAAAGCUCAACUAGCAGAAACUGUAAGCCGUCAUUUCAGGAAUAUCCCAGUGAAUGAGAAAGAGACCCUUGCUUAUUUCAUCUACAUGGUAAAGAGUAACAAGAGUCGAUUGGAUCAUAAGUCAGAAAGCAGCAAACUGGAAUAAAAAUUAAAUAAAUUCUGAACAUGAGCAAGUGUGAUAUUAAAGGUGCAUUAUAAAUAUUUUUAAUCUGUUAAAGGACUUUUUUUGUAAUAUAAAGUGUACAAUAGAAAGUAAUAUAGAAAACUUUGGCUCACAGUGCUAGAGUAUACAAUUCCGGAUGGUGUGAGAUGACUUCUGUGCUUUCAAAUCCUAAUAUUUUACUGAGGGAUAGAGUCCACAAAAAAUCAAGUUAUUAAAGACAAAAACUGUAUAGAGGAUUGAAGUAAGCCUUUUAUGAUAUGUCACAUAUGAAAUGAAUUCAGAAUUAUAACAUUGGAUCAUAUUGUGUCCAGAGAAUAUUUAUGGCACAGAUCAGGCAUAGCACUGGAUGACUGGUACAAAAAAAUAUUAAUUUGUAGCUCACUGCUUGUGCACAAUCUGGGAUUACUUGUCUCACGUUUUCAUGGGUGCUAGUCUCUUGGUGGAGCCUUUGUGUCUUUUGGACAGUGGAGAGUUUUCAUAGAGGAAUAAGCCUCAUUUAACUUCUAAACUCUUCUAGAACCUCUGAUUCAUACAUUCAUGAGUUUCAUUGAUGAAUACUUAAGUUCUUCAGAAUAUUUUGUAAUGGUGAGCUGCUACAAUUUUGACAUGCAAUCUGUUGUUUUCCUAGAGUUUGAUAUAUACUUUUUGAUGUGUACUCACCAUGACACUAAAAAUGGCUUCAUAUAAGUUCCUGUGUGCCUUGAUUCAGAGAUGAAAUACUAGAUUAAGUCUGGUGUUAUGUGGAAGCCAUUUGAUAGUAGGUUCAACCAGAUUGUGAUGAAGUAUGUAUCCAUUAAUCAGACACUUGACAUCAAUGGCCCAUUUUAUUUUCUGAGAUAUGAGUGCAUGAUAUGGUCUGCUGUGCAUAUGCAUACAGCACCUCCAUGCUUUUCAGUGUAGGAGAUACUGCAUUGUGGUCUAAUGAUGGCCCACCAGUUUGUGGCCUACCAAGUUCGACCUUUCAUGUGGUGCUGCCCAGUUUUUGUAGUCCCGGGUGGACAUGGAUGGUAGGUUUUUGAUCUUUUUUGCAAGCUGUUAAAAACAGACUAAAUUUACUCAGGCCCAGCCUAAAAUAAAACUACUCAAACAACAGAAUUGUGAUAAUGCGUAUUUGUAGAUCCUGUUGUAUUUUAUUCACAGUGAAUAUUAAAAUGAAUAGCACCAUCACAGUCCUUAAUGUUGCUUUGAAAAAUUGUAGUCUAAGUACCACUGAAAUAAACAAAAGUAAAAGCUGUCUGGUGUCGUAUGAGAUGCUGAGAUGCCUGCUCCAAAGGUGAUUUCUCAAAUGUUAUUCUCCAGGAUUAUGUUAUGCUUUGGUGGAUUACUCUGUGGGAAGAUCCCGCUUAAGUAAAUACUGUGUGUAUUUGUUAUCUGAGGCUAUAAGGAUACACUGAAACCUCUUCACUUAUUUUUAUUUCUGACAAACAGUGUGAAAACCUACAGUCUGUCUCAGAGAUGAUGAAUUUUGUAACAGUUUAUUUUUCUGGCAAACAUGUUCAAGAAACAUUGGCUAGUGCAUACUAUUCCAGUAAAUUGGAUUAUACUUUUAAGGGUGGAUAUUUUCGGCAGGAUAUGUGCAGCUAUUCCAUCAUAGGAUAUAUACAUGUAAUGCAUCUUAUUUAAAUACUUGUAUGACAAUGUAACUAGAAAUAAUGCUAGAAUUCUUCAGAUUGUUACUUAGCAUUUUAAAAUUUGACAACUAUUACACUUCCUUCUUUAUUGAGUAAAUAGAUUGAACUAGCUAUAAAUUUAGUUAAUUUAUCUUUAUAGGUGAACCAGUCUUUUGAUUAUUUGUGGCUUCAUAAGAUUCAUCUUGUGGAGCUUGAUGCCCAUGGAAAAUUUCUCUUAAGAUUAGCACCUUAUGCCACAUGUCUAGACCAAAAACAUAAGCUUUAGAGUUUUGGGGCUUAUUUUGGCACAGAACUGCAGAGUUUCCAAAUGAAUGUACAAAAAUAUUAACAGCUCAUCUGCAGAAAAAUGCAGAGGCAGGUUCUUUCUCUUAAGAUCAGAUCAAGACUCUUUCCCCCCCCCCCCCCAAAAUGAAUGAAUUGGAGAAAAUUGUUAUAAGCAAAUCAGUAUUUUCAAAAUGAAAGGGAUCAUAAAUCUCACCAUCAGAUCUGAGGGAUUGUAGAUGUCAUGUUUUGUGAAUCUUGAUGCCUUUUAUAAACAUCUGUAUAUGCCUUAUACUCAGCUAAACCAACAAGUCUUGAGCCAAUAUCUUGGUAGCCAGGUUGGACCAUUCUCAUGGCUUAUUAUGCUAGAAACAGAUCCUGUUAACAGCAAUAUCUAUAUUCAGGGAGAAGCCUGUGGUUCUUGAACAUCUUGUUUUGAAUCACCAAAAACACCAUGAUGCAGUUGUUUAAUAUUAAUGGCAAACUAUGCUGCAUGCCAUUUAAGGAAACUUUCUAUUCCUUGUGGUUUUAAUAAAACCUUCAUCAGCAUUUUUUGAGCUUCAAAGAUAUGAAUCCUUAAGCAAUGGCUAAAAUUAGAAUAUAGUAGAACAGAGUCACAUUGACAGAGUUCAUUAAGACAAGCUGGUGGGUUGCAUUUUACCUUAAUUUUUGUCAAAUAUAAACUUUACAUGGUGUGUAAGCUGUUCAACACCUCAGCCUCAGAGUGACUCUUUCCGCACUUAGGGCUGACAAUAUCUCUAUUGAAUGAAACCUCUCAAACCAAAAGUUGUGUUAAAGCCUUCAAACCCUUCUAAGAACCCACUUGCAAGAAGAAGGGCCAUACAUUGUUUUAAUGGGCUUUGCAUCAGAGCCGAAGAUCUUACUGUGGCACAUCUUCUAUAAUGAGUUUGACUUUGUCAAAGAUGGUAGUCCUCAGUGUGUUAGUUGUUGUACUUGUAGUAGUAGCAGUAAUAGCACAAGGAUUUUUGUUCAUCCCUUGAAUUGAAUGAAUAACAGAACAAAGAGAAGGGAAAGGUGCAAUGAGAAUUACAGUAAUGAAGUGACAUGGUUAUGACGACCCAUCCGUCACCUUCCCCUGUUUACCUUCCAAAUGUGUCUUUGCGGUGUAAAUAUUGCAUAUUAAACCUCUACAUUAAAUUUUAGACACUGCCUUGCAAGGCAUGUCAUAAAUUAAGGUUCAGAAGGGACACACCUGAUGGUCUUGCAGAACACUUGAGGCACAGCGCUGAAUCUAACAAGAUUUGUUUUUUCCUUCCCAGAUUUCCCAGUAAUAUAUUUCCUGAUUAGGUGACCAAAAUAUCUUAAAGCUAAAAUAGCAAAUGGCAAGGACAGUUUUUCAGACUUACAAAAUAGAUUUAAAGAGCCAUGAACAAGGUAGAGCCCAGAAAUCUAGCUGUUGGUGACUUGUCUAAAAGAAAACUUUAAGAAAUAGUAUUUUAAAUGUUAUAAUGAGUAGAUUAGCUCAAUGGGAGAAGGAAAGGAAACCCUUGCACUUUACCUUGUAUUGAUAAAUCAUAAUGUAAAGUAUGUUGAAAUCCUUUGUUGUGGUUGGAUUCUUUGUCUUUGAAGGUGAACCUGUGCUUGGUUCAUUGGUGUCACUUCACCCUUAACGUGGGGGACUGACAAAUCUUCAGAAAAGCAUUUCAGCACUCUCAGAAUUUAAUCAAAGGCCCUUACAGCAAUGGAGCAGAGUGUCACCAAAACCACAUACAGUAGAGUCUCGCUUAUCCAACAUAAAUGGUCCAGCAGAACACUGAAUCAGUGAAAAUGUUGGAGAAUAAGGAGAGAUUAAGGAAAAGACUAUUAAAUGUCAAAUUACGUUAUGAUUUUACAAAUUAAGCACCAAAACAUCGUAUUUUACAAGUCGACAGAAAAAGCAGUUUAAUACAUGGUAACAUGUAGUAAUUACUGUAUUUACGAAUUUAGCACCAAAACAUCACAAUGUAUUGAAACAGCUGUGGAUCCGGGCAGGAGGCAGACUGUAUUGGAUAAUACAGAAUGCUGGAUGAGCGAAGGUUGGAUAAGCGAGACUGUACUGUACUUUGUUUUGUUCCUAAAUAUCUACUUUUAAAAAAUGUAAUUAGUAAUACCACAGGGUAAGCUCUGCUCUCCUAUAAAACUUGCCCAGUCUCAUUUAUUAUCAGUUACGUACUUGUAAAUGUUUGUGGAGGGGAAGGGGCUUAUGCCUUAAACUCAGAUUUUCAAUGAAAUAUAUCGAAUGAAAUAAUUUGGAAAUAAUUUUCAACAUUUCCUCUCAUCUUUCAAGCAUAGACUUAGGGAGCUUUCCUCUUAUGUUGCCUUCAUCUCUCCUGUCUUGUCUUGCGGCACACUACAAAAAGAUAAACUGACAUGUUUUGAUACCCAUUUUGAUUUGUGAAAGGCUUAGUGAGGGGAAAAAGAACAAUUUCCUUUUGCCUUUAUUCAGUCUAGUGAGUUUUUAUGUGUUGUACUGAUCUUUAUGCCAAAUGUUUUGGGUAAACUUGUAUCUUUAAUUGUGAAUUUUAACUAUGUAAACUAAAAGCAAUGUAGUAAUUUAUAGUGGAAUUAUAGAGUUCUUUUCUCUGAGGUGUAUAGUAUAUCCUUCCUUCCACUGUGUGUAACACUUAAAACUCUGUACUGUUGGAUAAAGAUGUAAUUGCUUGAGAUUCAUUUCUAAUAAAUGAUCUUUUAAGUAA